AUGGGAUUUUCAAAAAUAGGACCUGCUAAUCAGAAGCACACGUAUGUGAUCACCAAUGCUGCAGGUACCCUUGGCUACUGUGAUCCCCAAUAUAUGAAGACGUGCUCCCUAACCAAAGAAUCAGACAUAUACUCUUUUGGUGUCGUCUUAUUUGAAGUCCUCUGUGGGAGAUUAUGCUACACCAACCCGUUAGAGAUUUUAGUGCCUAAAUGGAAAAAAAACUACGAAGAUAACAAGUUACGCCAAAUUAUCUUUAAAGAUCUCACGCCACAUAUGGACCCAACUUCGUUGAAAACUUUUUCAGACAUUGCAUUCCAGUGUUCGCACGACUCUCGUGAACGACGCCCAACAACGUCUUUUCUUGUGAAAAAGCUUGAGAUUGCACUUCAGUUUCAAGAGCGUCAUGAUAUGAAUAUGACUAAUGUUCCCACUUCUCACAAAUCCAGACGCGUUGAUGAAUUGAGCGUACCUCUCUCCAAUGGCAAAGGGGUGCUCUUUCUUAACACGGGCAAAGUGGUAAUUAGCUACUUUGAUAGUACAAUGCCUUUCACAGUCGUUGAUCUUUUUUGCGCAAAAGUAGAGACAAUGGGGACAAGCAUAUAUGGGAGUGAUUAUAAGGCAACAUUAGAAAAUGGUUUUGAAGUUGCAGUAAAAAGACUGAGAAUAAAGGUUACUAAAAGUGAUACAGAAUUUGAAGCUGAAUUAGAAUUUAUUGGGAAAGUUAGGCAUCCGAAUCUUUUAGCAACGAGGGCUUGUUAUUUGGAUCCAAAUGGAGAUAAAAUUCUCGUUUUUGAUUACAUGCGCAAAGGAAGUCGUGCUGCUUUUCUCCAUGCUCAAGGACCCAAACAACGGGUAGAUUGGCCAACAAGAAUGCAAAUAACAAAAGGAGUGGCUAGAGGUUUGCAAAGCCUCCACACCCAUCACAAUAUAAUCCAUGGAAAUCUAACAUCAAGCAACGUUUUGCUUGAUGAGAACAUUAACCCCAAGAUUUCUGAUUUUGGGCUGUCACGACUCAUGACUACCGAUGAACACUCACAUAUGGUUUCAACAGCCUAUAAUCUUGGCUACCAGGCCCCCGAGGUUACAACACUCAACAAAGCUAAUACAAAAGCCGAUGUCUACAGUUUGGGAAUGAUAAUGUUAGAACUCCUAACUGGCAAAUCACCAGGAGAGGUUCAAGAUUUACCACAAUGGGUGGUUUUGACGGCGAAAAAAGAGUGGACUAGUAAGGUUUUUGAUCAUGAAUUGAUGGAAGAUGAUACAGUUGGUGAUGAUGAGUUGUUGAAUAGUUUGAAACUGGCUAUGCGAUGUGUUCAUCCAUUACCACAGGUUGGUCACGACGAGUUAUUGAAUAGUUUGACACUGUUUUUGAAAUGUAUGUAUAUAUCACCAUGGGAUCAGUCGGAUGUUCAGCUCGUUCUUCAGAAGUUGGAAGAGAUUAAACCAGACUCCACCACAAGUUCCAGAGAUGAUGGUGACGUCGGAUCUUCAUUAAGCUAG
Helianthus annuus (common sunflower) is the source of this 1500-nucleotide messenger RNA. Its product is annotated as probable leucine-rich repeat receptor-like protein kinase IMK3. NCBI's taxonomy places the organism in Eukaryota, Viridiplantae, Streptophyta, Magnoliopsida, Asterales, Asteraceae. Gene Ontology annotation, molecular function: ATP binding; protein kinase activity. The record is from RefSeq and is a predicted model, not a curated record. The transcript has 3 exons. Bases 1 to 1500 code for a protein of 499 amino acids. Gene Ontology annotation, biological process: protein phosphorylation.